AUGGACGAGGAAGAAGGGAAGAACGAGCUGCAGCCGGUCAAGACGAACCAGUCCAUCGCGGACUCGUUCUCGGUGCCGCGCGAAAUCGUCUUCGUUAUUAUAACAUGCAUGUCGCAGUUCAUCACCCAGGCCAAUGUCGGUAUCUGCCUGUCGCCGCUGGACAUCGUCGGCGAGCAUUUCGGCCUCAGCAAUGGGCCUGAGCUGGCCUGGUUCCUAGCUGGAUACUCCUUGACCGUCGGGACGUUCAUCCUUGUAUUCGGCCGCUGCGGGGAUCUCUUUGGGUACCGCCGGAUGUUUGUUAUCGGGUUCCUGUGGCUGUCGCUUUGGUCGCUGGUUGCGGGGCUCAGUGUGUACUCGAACCAUAUCCUGUUUAUCUUCGCACGGGUCCUGCAGGGCUUAGGGCCUGCGAUGUUGCUGCCGAACGGGCUGGCCAUUCUCGGCGCGACAUAUGCCCCGGGGAGGAAGAAGGAUAUGGUCUUUGCGUUGUUCGGUGCGAUGGCGCCCAACGGGGCAAUUAUCGGGGCGGUCUUCGCAUCGAUCUUCUCCGAGUUUGCCUGGUGGCCUUGGACGUACUGGUCCAUGGCCAUUGUCUCCGUUGUCUGCGCAGGCAUCGGAUACCUCGUCAUCGAGCCCAUCCGACACUCCAGGCCAACCGAUAACUUCUUCGUGAGCCUGGACAUCCCCGGCGCGUUCACGGGCAUCACCGGCCUCGUCCUGGUGAACAUCGCCUGGAACCAAGCGCCCGCUGUCACCUGGGCAGAGCCCUACGUGAUCGUCCUCCUUAUCCUGGGCGCUCUCUUCCUAGCCGCAUUCUUCGUCGUCGAAUUCAAAUACGCAAAGCACCCGCUCAUCCCAUUCCACGCCUUCUCGGCAGACGUCUCCUUCGUGCUCGCCUGCGUCGCAACAGGCUGGGGCUGCUUCGGAACCUGGAUCUUCUACAGCUGGCGCUUCCUCCUCGACAUCCGCGGCAUAUCGCCCCUGCUCGCCUCUGCCCAGUUUUCCCCACCCUGCAUCUCAGGCCUCGUCGCCUCGUGCGUCACGGGCCUUCUCAUGUCGCACAUUCGUCCGGCCUGGAUCAUGUGCAUGUCUCUGACGGCUUUCACCCUCGGCACAGUCCUCAUCACCAUCGCGCCCGUCCACCAGACAUACUGGGCCCUGACAUUCGUCUCUCUCGUCAUCAUCCCCUGGGGCAUGGACAUGUCCUUCCCCGCCGCGACGCUGAUGCUCUCGAACGCCGUGAAGCGCGAGCACCAAGGCCUCGCUGCGUCUCUCGUCACGACCAUUGUGAACUACAGUAUCAGCCUGAGUCUCGGCUUUGCGGGCACGGUCGAGAGCCAGAUUGUCCACGGCGAUUCGCCGGAAGAAAGACUGCGGGGGUAUCGCGCCGCGCUGUAUUUUGCGAUUGGGCUUGGUGGACUGGGCCUUUGUAUUAGCGUGCUUUAUACUGCGAGGAGUUAUAUGAAGAGCCCGCGUUCGGCUUCAAGUUCGAGGUCGAGUUCGAGUUCGAGGACGGCGGCGUAG
Aspergillus puulaauensis is the source of this 1521-nucleotide messenger RNA. Its product is annotated as MFS transporter. The coding region runs from base 1 to 1521 and encodes 506 amino acids. The transcript has a single exon. Gene Ontology annotation, molecular function: transmembrane transporter activity. Gene Ontology annotation, biological process: transmembrane transport. The record is from RefSeq and is a predicted model, not a curated record. Lineage: Eukaryota; Fungi; Ascomycota; Eurotiomycetes; Eurotiales; Aspergillaceae. Gene Ontology annotation, cellular component: membrane.